This is a messenger RNA of Chironomus riparius, 522 nucleotides long. The record is from the annotation of a GenBank genome assembly. Lineage: Eukaryota; Metazoa; Arthropoda; Insecta; Diptera; Chironomidae.
AUGAAUCGAGUCGAGAAAAAUGCAGAUACAACUGUCACAUCAGCUGAUUCAGUCAAUGGAAAGAAAAAUAGUGUAGAAGCAUCAGAAUCAGAAAUUCGAGAAAGUUUUGCUGAUUUGAAAGUCAACGAUUCAAGUGAUCAAGCACAUCCAGUUGAAUAUGAGCCAUCAACAGAUCCAUUCAAAAUCUUCCCACAACUGAUCGUUGAUAAAAUUAUCAAGGAAUUCAGCGCAGACACAAUUCUCAAAGCAUCUUUGGUCAACAAAGUUUGGUACGAAGCUAUUGGACACUCGAAAGUCUGCAUGGAAAAGAUCAAAUUAAAAAUCUACAAGUUUUCCAAUUCAGAUGUAGCUAAAGCACUUAAAAGCAAGCGUGACUUUCAGACUAUCGUGUUUUCUUGCAAUCCGGAACAUUAUGUGGGGUUUUUAAAGCACUUUCCAAAUAUUAAGGACCUGUCCCCGAAUAGCACAUGGUGGACGUUAUGGCACCGUGAAGGCAACAAAUUUAUGUCAAGCCGUAUUUAA